Messenger RNA from Fusarium vanettenii 77-13-4, 2505 nucleotides. RefSeq lists its product as uncharacterized. Gene Ontology annotation, molecular function: beta-glucosidase activity. Lineage: Eukaryota; Fungi; Ascomycota; Sordariomycetes; Hypocreales; Nectriaceae. The record is from RefSeq and is a predicted model, not a curated record. Bases 1 to 2505 code for a protein of 834 amino acids. The transcript is spliced from 5 exons. Gene Ontology annotation, biological process: glucan catabolic process.
AUGGAAAAGGGCGUAGACAUUCAUCAGCUUCUUGCGGAGUUGACCUUGGAUGAAAAGCUCUCUCUUCUCUCCGGAGCUUCGCAAUGGAGAACUGCUGUAGUACCUCGCCUUGGUAUACCAUCCCUAAAGGUCUCUGAUGGUCCUUCGGGUGCAAGAGGAGAGGUUUUCGGAGAGGGUGUCCCCGCCGCCUUCUUCCCCAGCGGCGUGUCACUAGGCGCUACGUGGGAUGUUGAUCUCCUCAAAGAGGUUGGGGAGCAUCUUGCAGAAGAGUGCAAAUCCAAGUCAGCAUCCGUCUUGCUGGCUCCCACAAUGUGCAUCCAUCGUCACCCCUUGGGUGGCAGAAACUUUGAGUCCUUUAGCGAGGAUCCGUACCUCACGGGGAAGCUCGCCACGGCGCAUGUUAAAGGUCUGCAGUCAAGGGGCGUCGGUGCCACGCCGAAGCACUUUGUUGCAAAUGACCAAGAGACCAAAAGAUUCAAGGUCAACGUGCAAGUCGACCCCCGGUCUCUUCGAGAAGUCUAUCUGCUCCCGUUUCAGAUGGUUGUGCGAGACGCCGAUCCUUGGUGUAUGAUGACGGCCUAUAACAAGGUGAAUGGCCAUUAUUGCGAUGCAUCCAAGGAGCUUCUUGAUAAUAUUGCCCGUGAUGAGUGGAAGUGGCAGGGCGUCUUUAUGAGCGAUUGGGGAGGCACUUCUUCAACGGUUGAUUCGAUCAAUAAUGGCUUGGACCUAGAGAUGCCUGGCCCACCAGCCAAGAGAUCACGAGCGGCGCUUGAGCAGAGCCUCAAAGACGGCACGGUGGACUUGGAGCAGGUUGACAAGGCUGCUUUGCGCAUCUUGAACCUUUUAGAGCGAGCUGGCCGAUUCAAGGAUGCGAGAGAUGAACCCGAGUACUGUCGAGACAUGGAUGACCAUCUUGCCACAAGGGAGCUCCUGCGGCGAGCUGCAACAUCAGGAGCUGUCAUGCUCAAGAAUGAGGGUCAAGCUCUCCCCCUACAGCUGGAUAAUGGCAUCUCCAAAAUCGCUGUUGUCGGCCCAAACGCGGAAAGAGUCGUUGCCGGGGGAGGCGGGAGCUCGUACAUCAAGGCACCGUAUUGGACCUCGGUCUUGGACUCGAUCAAGGACCGUGCUGCAAACCAUUCCGUCGACGUCGUCGUCCAUACAGGAGCCAGGGUCAACCGCUAUUUACCUACAGUUCUGCCAAGCGUGGUGCGAGACCGGUCAACUGGACAGAGUGGUGCGAACGACUUGUACUUCAUGUCCUUUGGUGAUGUGCCGCCCGAGAUCGGUCGACUUACAGAUUACUCGUUUCGCGCCCGAGCUACGCUCACGCCGCAGACGGAUGGCAUACACACAAUCUCAUUUGCUUCGAUUGGACCAGCCAAGCUGUUUCUAGACGACGAGCUGAUACUGGAGCAGUCGGGGGCCUUUCAAGAAAAGGCAAAUCUGUUUUUUAGUUAUGGCAGCGGGGAGGCCAUCACCUCCCGAGCCAUGACGGCAGGACGCUCGUACCAGGUCCGCAUAGACUACCACUCCCACGACCGGCAGCUUCAAGAGGAUGUAAAGCACCUCCUGGACCCGAUGGAGGACAAGUUCCAGGGCUUCCGGCUCGGCUUUGAGGAACAUCAGUCGGCAGAUCUUCCCGCCGAGGCUGCCGAUUUGGCUCAGGGAUGCGAUGCCGCCGUGGUUGUCGUGGGGCGAGAUAAGGAGUGGGAGACGGAGGGUGAAGACAUUCCCAUGUUUGAACUCCCAGGCGAGCAAGUUAGGCUGAUACAGAUGGUUGCUGCGGCUUGCAAGAGAACCAUUGUUAUCGCCCAAGCCGGCACGCCAGUCCUCCUGGACCCCUGGAUUGAUCAAGUUGAUGGUCUGCUGUAUACAUGGUAUCAAGGACAAGAGCUUGGCAACGCUGCGGCGGAUGUCUUGUUUGGCCAGGUGAAUCCCUCGGGUCGUCUCCCCAUCACCUUUCCCAAGAAGAUUCAGGAUUGUCCUGCAUACUCUUCCUUCCCAGGGGAGCUGUUGCAGUCUCGUUAUGCAGAAGGUCUUUACGUAGGCUACAAGUGGUGGGACCUGGUCGGAACGAAGCCUCAUUUCCCAAUCGGCUUUGGAUUGUCAUACAACACCUUUAGGAUCAAGCCCAAGGCCAUCAGCACCACCAAAAUAUCCCGAGAUACUGUCAUCAAGCUGGAGGUUGAGGUGGAGAACUUGGGCGGAAGUCCACUGCCAGGGCGGGAAACUGUCAUUGCCUGGUUUUCUCAACGCUCGCCGCGUCGUCUUGCACGUCCGGUGAAGCAGAUUUGCGGUUUUGCCAAGUCUAAAGCCCUGAGGCCGGGCGAGACUCAACUGCUAGAGAUUGACAUUCAGGUUGAGGCCCUGGGCAUGUUUGACCCUCAGAGAGCUAGUUGGAUCAUUGAUGCUGGGACGCAGCUGGAAGUGCUGGUGGGGACAAAUGCUGAAGAGACCGAGGUGAUGGGGCAAGUAGAGGUACAGGAGGAAAUAGUCUGGGUUUGA